Messenger RNA from Sitodiplosis mosellana (orange wheat blossom midge), 6520 nucleotides. Its product is annotated as serine-rich adhesin for platelets-like. NCBI's taxonomy places the organism in Eukaryota, Metazoa, Arthropoda, Insecta, Diptera, Cecidomyiidae. The transcript has 15 exons. Gene Ontology annotation, molecular function: transcription coregulator activity. The coding region runs from base 393 to 6401 and encodes 2002 amino acids. Gene Ontology annotation, cellular component: nucleus; core mediator complex; mediator complex. The record is from RefSeq and is a predicted model, not a curated record. Gene Ontology annotation, biological process: regulation of transcription by RNA polymerase II; positive regulation of gene expression.
GUGUGUUAUUGUUUUAGCCGUUUAGUUUUCUCUUCAGUUUUCUCCUUGUAAAUCCCGCUUGAUUGUUGUGCAUUCAAACCGAAAACAGUUCGGUUCUUUUUCGAGUGAGAAUUUUGUUGGCAAUUUCGAUAACAAUUCGAAAUUUGCUCGCACAUACCUCCAACCGAAUGACACAACACACGGACUAUAGCGGAGUGAAUUGGUCAUAUUGAGAAAUAUCUGACCCCCAGACUCAUUUCCCAUCUAUUUUUUCAACGAUAUAUAUAUUUAUCACAAAUAUAUCAUUCAACCUGGAACGUUGUCACAGUCAUACACUUCGAAUAAGUGAUUGGUUGUAAGACCAUUUCAAUUUUUAACGUGUUGACACACAGUUCAUUACUACUCAUUUUUUAAUGAGUAUUCAAAUUGCCGAAAUAUCACAACGGCUACAAAGCGCAUUGGAUCAGAGUUACAAUGUCGCCGACAUGGACACGGUAUUACAAGUUAUCACUCAGUUGGAAAACAUACAGAUCACAAAAGAACAACUGGAAACCACCCGACUGGGAAAGUAUAUAAACCAUUUACGCCGUAAAACAGCCAAUGAAUCGCUGGCCCGCCGCGCAAAGAAUUUGCUGAAGAAAUGGCGUGAAAUGGUUUUACCACCAUCAGGAGGUGCCGCACAACAGCAACCGCAACAACAAACUAUACCUAGAGAUUUCCCAGCGCAGCCGUUUGAUGGGCGAGGCGGGCAAUUUUACAAUCAAAAAAGCCGUGAACCAGCACAGUUUCACGACACAAGCGAUCGUGUUAGUGUCGAUAAUUCAAAGUACCCAACAAGUGAUAGCAGACGACAUGGACGAAUACAUGAGACCGGCUCAAAUCAUGCAUCGUUGUUGCCGCCGCAAAGUAAAAAUCUUGCAAUGGCAGCUGAUCAAACUGAAGACUGUACGCGUUAUAGUAAAUUUCACGACAUCAAAUCUACGAAUUUAAAUACAAAUGUUGGACGACAAGGUGUGUCGCAGCAACCGCCACCAUCUUCGUUGCCAACAUUAUCGUCGUCGUCGUCGUCAUCGUUGCCUAAUUUUAGUGGCAAAAAUAAAUUGGAGCCGGAUCCGUAUCGAACGAUGUUGCCUACCAUGAAUGAGAAUUCAAAAAGCCACAUCAGCAUAUCUGCCUUACCAAAAAUACCGAAAAUUAAAAACUCUGCCACGUCGCUGAGAUUAAGUAAACAUACCGAACGAUCGCAUAGUCCAUUAGUGAAUUUAAAAGAGACAUCGUCGCCAAAAUUUUCAUCAAUUACCCAAUCGACCAUACACGAUGACAAUUCAAUGCACGCGUACGAUAUGCAAAAUUAUAGUAAACGAUUUCCGUCAAAUCAACCGCCACCGCCGCCAUCCAUGUUGAACGGGCGCAAUCAAGACUACGAUGAUAACAAUUCGACUGUAAUGGACAUUAAUUCGAACUCAUCAUCAAUAAACAUCAUCGAACCGGAAAUAAUCGUACCAAAUGUUAGUCAACCGAGCAGUGAAAGUGUGAAUAAUGAAGUGGUCAAGAAGAAGCAUAAAAAGCACAAAAAAGACAAGAAAAGUAAGAAGCAGAAACAAUCAUCAUCGCCGGCGACAUUAUCGACGGCAACAAUCGAACGAAUACAACCGAUUCCAAUAAGCGCACCGGUACUUGAACUGCCCGAUAGCCUGUCAAGCAAUUCGAUGAGCUUGUUUGGAACCACCAGUGAUUCAAUAAAGGACCACAAUGUGCUAGCAAAUAACAUUGGAUUCACGAAUAGCAUCGGCACAUCGUUACCAUCGACAUCGAUCAAUGCGAGCAGCGCAAAAAGUAAUGCAUCAUCACUGUGGACACCAAGCGCAAUGAAAUCAAACACCGUAUCAACCGAUGAUCUAACAUUUACCGGCCGAUUUACAAAAACCGAUGACAAUAUCAUUAAUAUUGACAGUAGUAGUGGUAGCAAUAGUCCAAAAUAUCGUUCACAAACACCUCAAAGAACUCCCAUAAGUCGUAGCUCUAGUCUAGGUGUUGGAACGGCAGGAAUUGGUGGUAGCAAUGAAUAUGGUAGCCGUGUUGCCACCGACGAAGAAAACUCAUCCACUCAACAUAUAUCGCUAAUACAGCAAACCGAAUCGUCACGAGCCAGCCCAUUUGAGAGCCUGGUGCAGCAGGAUGAUUUGCUUGCGAAUGAUGCAGCGAAAACAUCAAUUUCAAAUUUAGGAUCAACCAGUGAACUCCAGCAAACCGGUAAAAAGCGUGGACGCAAAAAGGGUUCAAAAGGCGUUGAUAGUCGUCUGGGCAGUGCUAGCAAUUCGUCGCAUUCACAACAAACCGGUGCCCCAUACUAUGAUUCAAUUUCAUUUUCAUCGUUAAAAAAUAAGAUCGAUUUGAUUCGAGGCACGACGAAAAAGGUCAAAACCACCAAGGAACUGCUGGCCGAGCUACAAAAUCGCAAAGCCAGCGCAACGGCUGAGGAUAUUAGCGCAGUUGAAUCACAGCUGCAAUCGUACCAGGAUGCCGAUGAAAAUGGAUUUACAAAUGGAAAACAUAAUUCGGGGUCAAGAACAGCGACACCGACAUCACCGAUGUUGUCUUCACAUACUCGAACCGCAAGCUCGGAACGUGUCAGCAGUAAAAAGUCAAAAUCAGCGGCCAAAGACGGAUCCGUGUCCGAUAAUCAAAGCUCAUAUGAAAAUCCAGCGAUCAUCGAUAAUACGGAGCCAAAGAGUGAAGUUGACAAGGAAAUGGAUGAAUUGCAUGCAAAAUUGCCGCCAGUGAAUAAGGCGGCGCUGAGGUCAUGGCAAAAAACCCAGUUGCACGAUACCGUUGUGUGUACGUGUAAAUUGAUUGAAGUAACCGAUACCGAUGAGAAUGUGCUGCAUGACUCGAAUACAAAGGAUCCUAGCAUAACUGAAAGUGUAAAUGUGCCAAAGAUGUUAACCGACUGCAAUGUACUUCCGCAAGCAAUGCCGAUCGAUGGUCGGCCAUCCACGCAUGGAUUGAGUGAUGAUCAAUCAUCAACGCCAUUCAACGCCAACGCCGCUACCAAAUCAAAUCCACAUACGGAUUUCAAUAGUACAGUGGCUACCUCAACCAGCAUUAGCAUAAAAACAUCAACCGAACCGCCUGAACCAAUGGUGAAAAAGCCAACCGUUAAAUCCAUAUUUGAUUUGGACUAUGAAGAGGACGAUGAUCCAAUUACAUUUAAAUUAAAUCACAAUAAUAAUAUAAAUUUAAAUACAACAAAAUUAAAUAAGCUAAGUAGUAAUAGGCAUAGUAAUAACGACAUUUCUGAUGACAAAAGCUGUGAUGAAUUGUUUCUCAACGAGAAUAAUAAACGUGAAGAUGGUAGAGGAGAAUUAGGAGAAAAACAAGAAGUUGAUGAUACUUCGACACGAGGUACAUCAAUUAAGAGUAUGGCGAAAAGCAAUUUACAAAAUGUACACAACAGCGGUCAAACGGGCCACGUGAAUGAUCGCCAAUUGUUCGAUGCAAAUAUUCACGAUCCAACCACUAUCGCUGCCAAUGCCAAUGUAAUUCCAUCGAAAUCAAUGCACGACGAACCGAUGACGACGAUAAAGACGGCUGAUCUCAAUGCAAUUGCACCACCUCAACCACGUUUCCGUAUCGAAGAAGAUGUGAACUGUAAGGCGAAACAAUUGUACAUCACAACGAAACAAUUGAUCACGGAGUUUCACAUCGAAAAACUGCAUACCUCAUACAUACCAAACGUCAAUGGAAAUUGGGAUGAUGCCAAGUGUGAAGAGAGCUCCGUGAAAUUGAGACCGGCCGAUGAGAAACCAACGCAAAUGAUUUGCGAUAAUGAUGCUGAACAAGCGGUGCAGAGUGAUAGCGAAACGAUAGCGCAGACAACGACGACGAUAGCGGAACCAGAUAAUGGGCCACAACCAACUGAAACCAAAACCGAUGAGGAGGAUAUCGAGCUGUUAGAAAUGGAGCCACGCAUAACGGAAGCAUCAAUCGGUUUAUAUGAACGUGUUGUACCACUGUGCAAUCACUUGAUCCUGGAUCGAUUGCCGAAAAAUCUCAAUCAUAUCAAUCUGGACUUUGGUCCAUCCGAUGAAGUAGAGCCACAUAUCUUUUUGGCCAGCAUUACGGUGAAAAAAGAAGUGAUUGCAGAGGAAACGGAGUCACCGCCAUUACAAUCAGAGUGCAAAACAAAUGCCACCGAUCGAUGUGUUCGAACGAAUGAUAACAAUUGCGAUCUUGUCGCUGAUGAUUCAUUUGGAGCGAGAAUUCAUCGAGAUUUUCCCAUUUAUGGAUGCGACAACGAUAUCGAUGACAUCGAUUGUGGACGAAAACGUUCACCAGACAUUGAUCUUAGUGGUUUGGAUCAACCGUGCGAAUCAAUACCAACCGCUGAUUUUGAAUGUGAACCAGUUGAACAGCUGUCGGAAAUGGAAGUCGAUGAUAUUGUUAUCAGCAAUGAUGAUGAACUCAAAUCGGACAAAGAAAACGAUCUAUAUCCAAUGGCAAGCGAUCCAUACGUUGAAUCAAUGGAACCUAAACAUUAUCACGAAGAGAGUGAUAUUGAGUCGUACAAUGGCAGUGAAGCAGCAAAACCACCGUCACCGGUGAUUGAUGAGAAUGCACGUGCUGGCGCACACGAUAACGAUAACGUACACCAAGUUAUCAAUCUAAGUCCAAAUCAAAUAUUGCCGGCAACUGAUGAAAAUGCGGUGGACUCUAUGGAUUUUGAAAAUCAACUCAGUAAAUCGUUUGACAUGGCGAUGGUGGGUGAACAGCGGGAAUGUAAAAUAGUACGAGAUAGAUCUGAUGGAUUUAAAUCAAGUGUGGGCAUCGAUGCAGAACUAGAUCAAGUUGGAUCCAUACCAACAACGGAUCUGUCAGAAUCAGACGACGAGGACAAUGACGAUCAUGACGAUAAUGAAGAGAACGAUGACAACGAUGAUUCAUCUCUUGAAGAAGAUUUAUCUUUUGAUAAUUACGAACAAGACACCAGCAACGAUCACUUCAUAACAUUAGAUAAUUUCGAUGCUGCAUUAGUGCCAUCGUCAUCGGAGUUAAAGCAAUCACAAUCGAGUAAUAGCGGCAGUAGCUGUGAUGAGGAGGCAAAUAAAGAGGCCGCAUUGGAUGGCAAACUGUUUGGCAAUAUGGUCUGUGAUGAUGACGAAAAUGAAAUCAUGUCGGACAGUGAUGAUAUCGAUGACGAUAGCGAUACCAUCAAUAAUUUAGUGGUGCCAACAAUGUUUUGUAAGCCAGUAUUUAUUGAGGGUGGCAAAUCAUCGAAUCUCUCCAAUGAAAAUUCCGAUUCACAAUCGGCCGCCAAUUCAGAUGAAUCAGAGUCGCGUAUUUCGAAACGCUUAAAUGCCGAGUCUUUGGAAUCAGAUCAUGCUGAUAAUGACAACAAACUCGUUGAAGAUAAAUUGCAAAGUGGUGCACUGCCAAAAUCAGCCAGCAACAUGGAAAGUAAUGAGCCACAUGUUCACCAAAAACUGACCAAGGAUGCACUGGAAACGCAUCAGGCGCUUUCAUCGCUAAACGAAACCAGCAAUCAACAGAAACGGUUUCGGUCAUCAUCGUCGUCAUCAACGUCUUCGACAAGUUCAACAACGAGUUCAUCAUCGACACUGUCGCCUCGAUCGAAAAAGAUGAAACGUUGGAUGCGUCGAAGACCGUGUCCUCAGCAUUAUCGUUGUGCAUCCACUUCAUCGCAAUCAUCGUCUCAAUCGCCGAUGUCGGCGCUGUCACCUUCUUCCAUGUUCACCACUUCAAAUGCCAUCGAACCAUCUGAGCCCACCACACGUAUGGACGUUACCGAAUCGGGUGGUGUCAAAGAGUUUACACCGAUAUCAAAUCCAGACGAGCAUAACGAUGCUGGUUCUGAUGAUGACCAUGUAUCAACGCCGGUCGUCGACGCUGUUCAAGAGCAACAGCAAUUGAACACGGAAGCGUCUCACGAUGAACAAGUGCCAACGAAAGAAACCGUUCUAGAAUCACAUACAUCACCUGCGCCAGAUUUCGUACACGACGAACUUAUCGAAAGCAAUGCCAGUCUGACGGGUAAUCAUGAUGAUGAUUUACUAUUUCAGAACACAUUGCCCGAGCAACUGUUCCAAAGUGACGAAAAAGAUGGCGACGGCGACAGCAACAGUGUGGAUGGCAUUCAUCGAAACGGAGUCAAUCAAGACCAUUCACCUGAGCCAGCAGAUGAAGUUAAUACCCAAGAUAAAAACAAAGAGAAAACUGAACCCGAAUCGUCACUAUCAUCAGAAAAUAACGGCAUGUUGCCCAGCUUCAAUAAUUUGGGCGCGGACAAUACGACUGGAGUUUCAGUGAAUGGAUAUAAAUUUAAAGAAUGGUAUGAGGUGGUCCACGUCAAAUCAUAUAAUGAUGAACUCUUAACCAUUUUGCCUUAUGUAGUUAUCGAUUAAAUUUAAAGAGAAGAAAAAAAUGGAGAAAAAUGAAAAGAAAAAGCAAGAAGGAUGUAAUAAUACUAAAAGGAACAUAUUUUGAUGGUUACAAUAAAUCGAAAAAUUGCAAAAAAGAAAAA